Thyridium curvatum is the source of this 2460-nucleotide messenger RNA. RefSeq lists its product as uncharacterized. NCBI's taxonomy places the organism in Eukaryota, Fungi, Ascomycota, Sordariomycetes, Thyridiales, Thyridiaceae. Gene Ontology annotation, biological process: protein phosphorylation. Gene Ontology annotation, molecular function: ATP binding; protein kinase activity. The record is from RefSeq and is a predicted model, not a curated record. The coding region runs from base 1 to 2460 and encodes 819 amino acids. The transcript has a single exon.
AUGGCCACCCUCUCUGUCUACGGUGCCGAUUUCUCGGUCACCAAGCAGAAAGCCAUCGAGGAUGCCAAGAAGAUGCAACUGUUGGUCGUAGAGGAGAGCAAAAAGGCCGGCAAGGAUGUGCCGCCCUACCGUCUCCAGGAGCUCAUCGGCAAGGGAACUUUUGGUCGCGUGUACAAGGCGACCGAUCUCAAGACCAACAAGCUUGUCGCUGUCAAGAUGAUCGACAUCGAAGGGUCGGACACGCUCAGUCCGAAUCCGAAAUAUGCAGACACGUAUAGUGAGUUCCUCAAGGAGGUCAAUGCCCUCAAGCUCCUCAGCGAGGGUGGUGCAAAGAACGUCAACCACGUCCUCGACGCCCUCCCCGUCGGGCACUCGAUGUGGAUGAUCACCGAGUACUGCGCCGGCGGCAGCGUGGCGACUCUGAUGAAGCCCACCGCGCCCGGCGGCCUGCAGGAGAAGUGGAUCAUCCCCAUCCUCCGGGAGGUCGCCGAGGCCAUCUACUGGGUGCACCGCCAGGGCAUCAUCCACCGCGACAUCAAGGGCGCCAACGUCCUGGUGACCGAGGACGGCGGCGUCCAGCUCUGCGACUUUGGCGUCGCCGGCGUCAUCGAGACCAAGUUUGACAAGCGAUCGACUAUCAUCGGCACGCCCCACUGGAUGGCCCCUGAGCUCUUUGACGAGUCGACUGCCUAUGGCUGCGAGGUCGAUAUCUGGGCCUUUGGAUCCAUGGUCUAUGAGAUUGCGUCAGGCCUGCCGCCCAACGUCAUGGCGGGCUUGAACAUGACGCAGCUCGGCAACUAUCUCAAGCAGCAUACACCUCGCCUCGAGGGUGACCAGUACUCGGCCCAGCUCAAGGAUCUCGUGGCGUUUUGCCUCGAGGAGGACCCCAAGAAGAGGCCGACAAUCGAGCAGAUCCAGCAUCACCCGUACCUCUUCAACACCAGCGCUGCCUAUCCCACCUCGUCACUCGCAACGCUAGUCAAGGGCUUCAAACUAUGGGAAUCCCAGGGCGGGAGCAGAAAGUCGCUUUUCAACAUGGGCGGAGCACAAGCGCCUUCUUUCGACCUCGCAUCGACCGCCUUGGCCAACGACGAGUGGAAUUUCAGCACGACCAUGGAGCACGACCCACGCGCCUUUGACAAUUCAGACGCGCAGGCCGUCUACGAUGUCUACGGUUCGCAAGUCGAUCUCUCGGCCGCCGAGUAUGGCGAGGUGCCCUCUCGACCCCGGGGCAAGGGGCGCAGGCGCCCGCCCCCGCAGCUGCCGGUCCUCAAGGCGCCGCUUGAGAAGGUCUUUGACCCCAACACCAUAUCUAAUUAUGAAGAAAAUGCACGAGCAUACUAUGGAAAGCCCAUGCCGCCCCCGGCUGCCUCGGACCUUCCGCUGCGCGACAACUCGAUGCACGCGACGCUUCGAGAGUCCCUGAUCGACCUCGAUGCCUCCCUCCACGGCAGCGACCUGUCGCAGUUCGCUGACAUGGAGACCAUCCGUGCCGGGCCUCGCGCCUCCACCGACUAUGACAACGGAGACGCUGCCGACUUGAGCAAGCCGCCGCUCAGCGAUCCAGCUGACCUCAAGGAUAACCGGCGCACCCAGGACUGGAAGUUCCCCUCUAUGGCGCCCCCCGCUUCUGCCAACCCCGAAAUGUCACGCUUCCCCUUCCACGAAGAUCGUGUCAUGCCCGCUGUGACCCCGGGCUCGGGCGAGCGGCCGCCACUGACGCAUCAUCCGACCGACCCCGUGGUCCUACCCUCUCAGACGUACGACCUGGCCGUGCCGAGAGGCCAGGAUAAUCGUGCCUCUAUGAGCAGCCUGAUCGACCUGGACGAAAGCCUGCCUGAGCCCCUGCCUGACCUGAGCAGGCCGUCGACGGCCCACUCAGACGCCGGCUCGGUGACGGGGUCUGACUUUGGAGCCGCGAAUCCGUUUGACCUCGAGCGGCACUCUAUAGUCUAUCAAAAUAUCUCUUCUUCCAACCGCGAGCCGUCCAUCUACGUCUCGGACGACUCUGACUUUGCCCAGCUCGGCAAGGCACCGCCCGAGGGCCUCGUGGGGCUCGGCGACCUCGCCGUGCGCGACGAGACGUCGCGUCGGCGGGCUAUCGACAGCUACCUCGACGACACGGGCUUGUACUCGGGCGACGAGUACAUCGACUCGGACUACCUGGCCAUGCCGGACCGCGACCGCGGCAGCCGCCGUCAGCAGGCGACGGGUGCGGCGGCGGCAGCGGACGGGUCAGAGUACUCGGACGACCUCGCGGCCUCGCCGCUGCCGCCGCGACCGGACGCGCCGUCGGGCAGGGUUCUGGAGGGCCUGGCGAGCCGCGACGAGGUCAAGGACGAGCUGCAGCGCAUGCUCGCGAGCUUCCAGGAGCACAUCAGCUUUGCGAAGGGGCAUAUUUCCAGCUUGCCGGUGCGGAGUGCGGCGGGCACGGCGUUCGAUCUGCAGGCGGAGGAAUGA